Molecule: messenger RNA, 2863 nt
Organism: Neocloeon triangulifer
Lineage: Eukaryota; Metazoa; Arthropoda; Insecta; Ephemeroptera; Baetidae
Exons: 3
Coding region: 1256-2656 (466 amino acids)
Source: RefSeq, a predicted model, not a curated record
UUGAUUGAGAGAUGGAUUUUAAUUGCGAGAAUUAAUUUCCUGUCUUGCUUAUAUUAAUUUAUAAUUAAAUGAACAGGCCCAAGCCUCUAGAAGAGCCUUGUCCUCAGACUAACAAUAUCUUUUUUUAUGAGAGAUGAACUUUUUGUUUGAUUCGGAGAGAGAGAACGGAGUAAAAAUAAUAGCAAGACAAUAUAUAAAAGUACACACAAUGGGCAAACAAUUAGCGCAAAAUAUAUGCAAACCUUUUCUCUGAAAUGAGUGCGGCGGCAGGAUGAACACGCCUGGGGUUGACACAAUUUUGUAUUCAACAAGAUCAAUUACAACUUAUUGAACGGCUAAUUGUAGUUGGAGAUCUGCGUUUGACGGCCGGUGAACGAGGUCUGAUUUUUAUUUUCCCGAACUAAAUUUUGAGGAGAAAAACUCCUCCUAACUUUAAAAAUAAAGCCAAUAAGGGUGGUCUAAAAUCUAGGAAUGCAUCACGUGACGUCCAUGACAGAUAAUUAAUGUGACACAGAGCAAACCGGUAGGGCGCACGGACUUCGGGGGAGCGGCGAACUUGUCUCUUCUUUCUUGACGAGCAGGGAGCGCACACUCGAGUAUAAUUGAUAAUAAAAUAAUCUCGCAAUUUAUAAUGUUAAAUCUCUCAAUUUAGCAUGCCAAAUUAUAUAAUAUAAAAUUAAAUAUAAUUCUAAAGGAUAUAAAAUAAUACUCCUAAUUAAUCGACCAAUAAAAAAAAACUAAUUAUUAAAAAUAUUAAAAACUAGCCCUCUCAAUAUUCACAUCCCCUUUUCAAAAUUGAGUUGGGUGUUAACACGACGAGAUUUUCGACCAAUAAAAAAAAAAAUAUUGAAAAUAGAGAAGAAAAAAAAUAUUGAGAAAAUAUAAAAAAAUUAGAUUAAACUUGUUAAUUUCUUAAAACUAAAAAUUAUAAAAAAUAAUACAUAGUUGUUGUACACAUUUUCUGCCGACGAGGAAAAAGUCAGUAAAAACUAGGCUAAAAUAUUUCUUGUAAUUCACUUUUUCAGCCUUCAAGGAAAAAGUCACUCAAACAAAACGCUUUGUUAUAUAUCCUUCACACAUUUUGUCUUAAAAAAUGUAGAGCAGUAACGGCGUUUUUGAAUAGGCAAAAGCGUUCGCACUAGCAUUGAGUAAUAAAGAAAGGCAAAUUGGGGAAGGGAAAAUAGGGAUGAACAGGGUGUUGGGCUUCUGUUGAGCGUCUUUGGGUCAUUCAAUCGUUUUCGUUUGAAGAGUAAACAUGGCUCAUCUCUCUGCUGCUGCGAGUGUUGGGAAGAAGCGGGUGUACCUCUGUUUAGGGGUGAAGCCUUCGAAGGUGCAAGGGGUGAACGGGUUGCAUUUAGCGCACGUCAAGUGUGGCGCUAUUGUUGAUCCUCAUGGCUUUUCGCAUGUGCGCGAUUUUGACACCAAAUUUGCGAUUCGUGAAAUUGGCGAAGAUCGAAUGCUGCUGCAAUUGAACGGGUGCCGAAAAGUAUUCGAGGCAAAGUUCUACUCUUUCAUGAUUCGCGCGUUCAGCUCGAUUCAGCAAACUUGGCCCGAUGAGAAACCUGAAGUAGUGUGCGGCUCCAAGCUGGACUGCGUGCUGCUCGAGGCGUAUACUGGAUAUGUGGCGAAGGGCCAUAUAAGCGAGCUGCCUUCGGACUUGGCUGGAGGGCAUUGUUUGGUGCACCAAUUCAUUGACAGCGGAAACAAAAAGGCUGUGCUGCGGCGUUUUGAAAAACCUGAGAUGCUUCCGUACAAGGGCUGCAACAUGAAGCUGGUGCAGUCUGGUGCUAUUGUGAACCUGGAGUUCGAUGCUGUGCAGAUUGGCGGAUUGAGCUUCGUUCCACACGACAACAGUAUGUUUGGCGGGUACUCCUCGGAGUUCAUUCCACAGACCAUGAUUGGGAAGGCGCAGCACACCAUCGCUGCUUGGCGGCAAAUGCCAGGAUUUUUGAAAACCGUGCCGGAUAAUUUGCUUUUCGACCAGGUGGUUGAUGUCAUUUCAAACAAGGUGACUGGUACGGAGGUCCAUGAGACAAUGAUGCAGCUGAUGGACAAGCUGGACACUGCGUUGGCUUGGAGGGCUGAUGUCAAUAAUCCGGCAGCUGUUGCAGCAAAUCCUGCUGUUCCUGCUGGAGGUGCUGGUGCUCAAGGCGGUGCUGUUGGUGCGGCCAAUGGAGCUGCGGCUGCUGCUGCUGCGGGCGAAGAACGUCGCGCGGCGGUGUUGGAAGAGGAGAGAGGGUUGCGCGGCGCCGGAUCGUCUCAAGCUGGAGGUGAUCGACCUGCACGAGGGCAACCAAGGAUGGGUUGUCAACCAUCUGCAUCUUUGCGUCCUCGCUGCCCAGGUCGGCGUGAAGAAGACGAGUUGGACACGGAGGAUUCAGACGAGGCUGGUGCUGACGAAGAGACGGAGCAAUUCGGACAGCCGGGACCUAUGUACGGGGGGAUGCCUUACCCACAGCAAGUGUAUUAUGUAUUCAUGGGUGAAGGGCAGGGUCCUGCAGAGUUUUUCCGUCCCAACCGUGGACGCGGUGGUCAGCAAUGUGGACAUGGCGGCUUGCCUUUCGGGCGAGGUGGUUUUGUGCCUCCUGCUCGUGGUGGGUUUUACCAUGGACACGGCGGGUACCAUCGUGGUCGCGGAGGACGUGGUCACUUCUAAGGAGGGAAAGGAUUUACUCUUUGCUAUUAGCUACUAGCUAAAACCAAAAAUGUCAAAGUUUAUUUUUAACUUGAACAAAGUUAGUGUUUUUGUAGUUGUCACUCACUGUCACUUUCUUCUUUGCAAAUUCUUAAAAUUAACACUGAUAAAAUUAUAUUUUUCUUAACCCUUAUUUUGGCUUUUUUAAAAGAAAAAUCUAAAAUUUAA